CCCGCGCAGGCGCAUUGCGGAGUAAACAGAGAACGGAGACGGCUGGGUGAGGGGAGAGCUCCACCGUACGAGACCGACACCGAGGAGGAGGAGCGGGAGAGGAGGAGGAGGAGCGGACCGGAGCGCCGCGGGAAGUCCGCCGAACACCGCCCGCCGCUGUAAGAGGGCAGAGGAGAGCGGAGCGCUGAGAAGAGACAGAAGAGAUAUACCGGUUCCAGCCGGAUCCGUCCCGCGCCUGCGCACUGCGCUCCACCAUGGUGCAGAAGGAUGGACAGAGCGCAGCCACCGAGCCGGAGAGCCCGAGCAACCCGACAGCCCUCACCGGAGAACACAGCGCCCCCCCCGGACCGGAGGAGACCGACACCCCGCCCCGGGCCAGGCGCCUACUGUGCGGGGUGGUGGAGGGCUUCUAUGGACGGCCAUGGACUAUGGAGCAAAGGAAAGAACUUUUCAGAAGGCUUCAGAAAUGGGGACUGAACACCUACCUGUACGCACCUAAAGACGACUACAAGCACCGCAUGUUCUGGAGGGAGAUGUACUCUGUGGAGGAAGCUGAUCAAUUGAUGACUUUGAUCUCCGCUGCUCAAGAAUUUGGGAUCGAGUUUAUCUACGCCAUUUCCCCGGGGCUCGAUAUAACCUUUUCCAAUCCCAAGGAGUUGGCCACGCUAAAACGCAAAUUGGAUCAGGUCACUCAGUUUGGGUGCAAGUCGUUCGCUCUUCUGUUUGAUGACAUCGAGCACAACAUGUGCCCGGCGGACAAGGAGGUGUUCAGCUCUUUCGCUCACGCACAAGUGUCAAUAACGAAUGAAAUUUAUCAGUACUUGGCUGAACCAGAAACAUUUUUAUUUUGUCCUACAGAAUAUUGCGGCACCUUCUGCUUCCCAAAUGCUGCUCAGUCCCCUUACCUGCGGACAGUCGGUGAGCGGUUGCUUCCCCGGAUCGAUGUCCUCUGGACAGGCCCGAAAGUAGUUUCCAAAGACAUUUCUGUGGAAUCCAUUGAGGAGGUUUCCAAAAUCCUCAAGAGGUCACCGCUGAUUUGGGACAACCUACACGCCAACGACUACGACCAGAAGAGGCUGUUCCUGGGCCCUUACAAGGGACGAUCCACCGAGCUCAUUCCAAGGCUCCGGGGAGUGCUGACCAAUCCAAACUGCGAAUUUGAGUCGAAUUACGUGGCCAUUCACACGCUCGCUACGUGGUAUAAAUCCAACAUGAAUGGCGUGAGGAAGGAUGUCGUAAUGGCGGAUAGUGAAGACAGCACGGUGUCCAUACAGAUUAAACUAGAAAACGAAGGCAGCGAUGAAGACUUGGAGACGGACGUUCUGUACAGUCCUCAGAUGGCUCUGAAAUUGGCUCUGAUAGACUGGCUGCAGGAGUUCGGAGUUCCUCUUCAGUACAGCAGCAGACAAGUCGCUCACAGCGGGGCCAAGACCGGCGUCGUCGGAAUGGCACCGUUAAUAUCCUCUCCAGCUCUAAAUGUUUCAACCAUCGUCACCACCGUUUACCAGCAGCCAAUAAUGAGCCAGGGAGCGGCGCUGAGCCCCGAGCCACCCAUGCUGGCCAAAGAGGAGGAGGAAGAGGAGGAGAAGAAACAGCUGGAGGAGGAGCCCAUGGAAAUGGUGGAGGAGAAAGUCGAGGACGUCAACAAGAACGUGAACCAUAUCUUGACGGACAUUACCGAGGCGAAAAUGUCAGAAGAGUUGAAGCCGAUGGACACGGACAGGGAAAUCGUAGGGGAAGCCAAGUCCCUGGAAUCGUGUAUGCAGGACGACGUGUGCGGCGACAUCGCCCCCAUGCAGACCGACGAGCUGAUCAGUAAGGAGCCGUUUAUCCCCGGGCCUAAUGAGAAGCCUUUGUAUACCGCCGAAGCCGUCACCCUGGACGAUUUACAAUUGCUGGCCGAUUUGUUCUUCUUGCCUUAUGAACACGGACCAAAGGGUGCUCAGAUGUUGAAGGAAUUUCAGUGGCUGCGAGCGAACAGCAGCGUGGUGAGCGUCAACUCCGACGACGACGAUGCAGAUAAAGUGAGCGAGUGGCGUGAACGGGCGACAACAUUUGAGGAGAUGUGCGGCGUGGUGAUGACCAUGUUCACUCGGCUCUCUAACUGCCCCAACCGGACCAUCCUGUACGACCUUUACCCCUACGUCUGGGACAUCAAGAGCAUCAUUUCUAUGGUGAAGUCAUUUGUGCAGUGGCUCGGGUGUCGUAGUCAAUCUUCAGCACAGUUCUUAAGUGGAGACCAAGAGCCCUGGGCCUUUAGAGGAGGUCUAGCUGGAGAGUUCCAGCGUUUGCUUCCAAUUGAGGCAGCAAAUGACCUAUUUUUUCAGCCUCCUCCCCUGACACCCACCUCUAAGGUGUACACGAUACGACCGUAUUACCCAAAAGAUGAGGCCUCGGUGUACAAGAUCUGCAGGGAAAUGUAUGACGAUGCCAUGGAUGACUUACCGUUCGAAAGUCAGCCUGACCUGAUUGGAGAUAAGCUUGUCGGUGGGCUUCUGUCUCACAGCCUGGACUAUUGCUUUGUGUUGGAGGAUGAGGAUGGUAUCUGUGGGUAUGCGGUGGGCACUGUGGAUGUCACUCCGUAUCUCAACAAGUGCAAACAUUCCUGGAUCCCCUUCAUGCAGGAAAAAUACAGCAAACCCACGGCGGAUAAGGAGUUGUCAGCAGCAGAGAAAAUCAUGCUAAGUUUUCAUGAAGAGCAGGAUAUCUUACCGGACACAUUCCUCGCCAACUUUCCCUCAUUAAUAAAAGUGGACAUUCACAAGAAGGUGACGGAUCCCAGCGUAGCCAAAGGGAUGAUGGGGUGCCUCCUGUCUUCCCUGAAAGCCAAUGGAUCCCGCGGUGCUUUUUGUGAAGUCAGGCCAGACGACAAAAGAAUCCUGGAUUUUUACAGCAAACUCGGCUGCUUUGAAAUCGCCAAGAUGGAAGGAUUUCCUAAAGAUAUUCUUAUUCUCGGAAGAAGUCUUUAAUUUUUUUUUUUUUUUCUGCAACAAAAUAAAAACUUGUGCGGAUUUGUUCUCCAGAUUUUUUUUUUUUUUUCAAACAUGGAAGAUUCCAGGUUUUUGCUCUGCCGGAUCUUUGAACAACUCCUAUGUAUAACUACAACACGAUGACUCGAAUUCUUUAAUACGAAGAAAAAGAGAAAAAAAAAAUGUUUUUAAAUUGUCUAAAGUCUUCUUCUUCUCCAUGAUGUUGUUUUUUUUGUUCCUUUGCAUGGGGGAGGGGGGGGGAGGUUCUCUGUGCUCCUGGGGUGUGAUUAUUGAAGGAUCCGCCUCGGGUUUUCUUUUUCUGCGUCGUUACGGAUUAUGUAUUUGACAAACUUCUCAUUUUUAAUAAUUUUUUUAUUUUUGAUUUAAAGAGCUCCUAAAACAUGCGUCAUUUUGUGCACAAAGACGCCAUUGUCUGUUUGUUUGUUUUUUUUUUUUUUUUUCAAAGAGAAAACCCCAAUUCCCCUCCCCCAGGGAAGAUGAACGAUGUAGCACACCUCAAGGCGGAUUGAAGGGUUGCAUAAAAUGGAAGAAUUCUAAAAAAAAAAAAAAAAAAAAGCAACAAAGUAAUGGUUCUGUAAAUGUAAUUGUAGGAUAAUCUCUAUGUACAGACUGUUUACCAUUGUUCGUUUUUUUUUUUGUUUGUGUUUUUUUUUUUUUUUUUGUAUAUUAUGUUCAGGUUUCUUUAUGCAAGCUUUGAUUUAAGCAUGCUUCAUUUUAAAAAUUAACGGUUGAAACUAUAAGGUUAAAAAAAAAAAAAAAGUGCUUUAAACCUGCCUUUUCCUGUUCCGUUUACACUUCUCAUUGUGGUAUAGCUCGGUGCAUUUCAUAUGAGGUUUAUGCAUUUUUUUUGGAUGUUGCCCCAUAAGCUUUAUAGGUACUGUAAGGGAAAUUCCACUUUUGAUAAAAAAAUAAAAGAAAAGAAAA
Molecule: messenger RNA, 3914 nt
Organism: Rana temporaria (common frog)
Lineage: Eukaryota; Metazoa; Chordata; Amphibia; Anura; Ranidae
Gene: OGA
Product: O-GlcNAcase
Exons: 16
Coding region: 255-2969 (904 amino acids)
Biological process (GO): glycoprotein metabolic process
Molecular function (GO): beta-N-acetylglucosaminidase activity
Source: RefSeq, a predicted model, not a curated record